AUUUACAUCUGGCAUCGCUGGAUGUGAUUGCAUCAGAAUUUGCGAAUGACAGAUCUUUUUCUUUGUAGUAUCAAAAUGGCCGCAUAAAGUAAAAGGUAUCUGACGAAGUUUAAUUUUGAUGAAAUAAUGGAUAAGGAGUGUAGAAAAUGCAAAAAAUUAGCUAAAAUUUUUAAUAAUAUCAAGGCCCAGUACAGAUUUUGUGAAGUGUUUCGUCAAGGGCCUGUUGCUAGUUAUCAGAAGAUUGAUUUUCGAUACCGUCAUCGAGUGCAACGUUCGAAAAAAUAUUUUACGUACAAGGAACAACAGAUCAAAGAUCGUUCAGGAUAAACUGCUCGCAAUGACGUAUUGAAAGAAUGUGAUAGAUAUGUUGAUGAUUUCAUAACGAAAUAGUGUUUUUGCUUGCUGGAGCAUCUACUUUCCGUGAACAUCAAAUAGUACGGAUAAAUUUCCCUGUAUAAAUAUUGCUAUUAGAGUAAACUAAAAUUACAACUAAUAAUCAACAUUAAUAAUGCUAUCUAGUUGGAAUUACAACGCAAACAUGGCCGCUGGAGUAGGUUCACAAUACGCAAUGAUGCCGUCGCGAAACAAGAAGUUAUUGGUGGUGGAUGGAAAAUGUGUGGUAAACAAGGCACCAUCGAGUAGAAGCUUCAGUACCACAACUUUUGUGGGGAAUGUUUUCCAAAAAUUGUUUAACAUACUCAAACCAACUGAAAUUCCGCUUACUGCAUUAGAGAAAAACAAACAGUCAUUGUCAGCUCCGGAUAUUUUCGUUGACAUGAGCCUCAGUACUCCCGUGUUUGACCCUGGUAAAACUACACUUAUAAUUCCGGAAGAUCAAGAAGCUACCUGUGAUCAGAUAUCUCUUUCGGUUGGAAACUCACCUGUCGAUUGGUGUCCCACCGAGAAAAUUGAAAAACAUACAUACUCGUGGAAAUACAGAAAUACUGCUGCUGCCGGUUUUGAAAUGCCCUGUUCGUCGAGUAAAUAUAAGCGUCCCAAGGCGCAAAAAAGCUUCAAUCACCUCAGUAAAUCAAAGACGGUUGGCAAAAACCAGAAUGAGAAAAAUCGUCAUGAUCUUUUGGCAGACAUGUUAGAAGAUUAUCCGCAAAUCCCGAAUGAAAAUGAGUUUGAAUCGGAGGAUGAAGGUUUCGAAUCUGUUAUGAACAAAAGUUGCGAAGUAGAUCAUAAUCUUAAUUUGGUAUCCUCCCAACCAUCAAGUUCAACAGUUCCUUUUAAUUUAUCGGAAGAGUCCUUUCCGGCUAUCGGUUUUCCUGUUUCAGAGAAAACCAAGGUGCAACAUUUACUUGGCCAGCACCUAAGGCAGACAUCAGAAUGUGAAAGUGAAGAUAGUUUUGUGAUAUUUUCUGAAGACGUACGACUAUUGACACCUUCUGCAAACCCACGGAGAAGAAACGAUAUCUGCAUGGCGUUGAAUAAUUUUUUCGCUCCGGUAGCGUCAUUGCGACGAGAGAGGAAUCUUUCAGAAUGUAGUGAUGACAGUAUCGUUUUUUGCUACGACUCCAACCACGAUGAUACAGAUUGCCAGUUAGAGAUAGAUUUGGAUACGGACGAUGAUGGAUCCGAGGACGAGAGCUACGGUGAAGGAACUGAUAAAGCUCGAACCCAUCAGCUCGAUUCGGGCUUCGAAGAAAAAAAGGUGCGUUUCAACUUAAAUCCGGAGGUUCAUGAAAUUCGUGCUUGGGAGUUUGCUUACCGCCAUGCGCGUAAAGGUGAAUGGGAAAUGGCAGCAAGAGAUCGUGAACGGUUCAGAAAACGAAUCGAAGAGACAGAGCAUAUUUUGAAACCUGUGCUUGAGUGUAGUUUGCGAGAUCGAGUGUAUCAUGAACGAUUUUCUAGUUAGUGGCAGUGUAGAGUGUAGAAAAACCAAAAUCAGAUGAACAUACGCCCUAUCUAAGGUGUUCGUUGUUGAGUGUUCGGGUUCGAGGAUUUUCAGAUAUCGGGAAGUCAGGAGAUAGAUAAUACAAAUGAAGCAUAAUAAAAUAAAGUCAAAACCACA
This is a messenger RNA of Topomyia yanbarensis, 2017 nucleotides long. RefSeq lists its product as uncharacterized. The record is from RefSeq and is a predicted model, not a curated record. Gene Ontology annotation, cellular component: endoplasmic reticulum; protein phosphatase type 1 complex. Gene Ontology annotation, biological process: response to endoplasmic reticulum stress. Bases 509 to 1861 code for a protein of 450 amino acids. The transcript has 3 exons. Lineage: Eukaryota; Metazoa; Arthropoda; Insecta; Diptera; Culicidae. Gene Ontology annotation, molecular function: protein phosphatase regulator activity.